UAAAACUAAGUGGUUAUUCUCUUUCAAUAUUUUAUCGAUGUUAAAUUUUUUGAAGCGUUCUUUAUUCUUCGCAAUUAACUUGUAUAGUUGUGGCUUCAGCAUUGUUUCCUCAAAUUCAAUAUUUUUUUCACGAAGCCAUGAUUGCAUGUCUGCUUUUCUUGAGUUUGAGGUAGGUGCAGGAUCUUCUUGUUUGUUGUGAUAAGAAGCAUUAUCUACAACAACGACUGAAUUUGCUGGCAAAUUUGGAACGAGUUGAUUCUUGAUCCAUUUUUCAUAAUUUUCAUAAUUCAUGUUAUCAUGAUAGUCGCCGGUUUUUGUACCCGCCUUAAACAUUAAAAGUGCGUUGGGUACAAAACCGACUUCAGAACCCGCGUGCACUAUUACAACUCUUUGACCCUUCGAAAUUUUCUUUUUAACUCCCAUUUGUGACCCAUCUCCCCAAGCCUUUGACAUGCCUUCCGAGCGAUAUUUUGUAAUACUAUGCAGAUAUUCAAUGCGCUGUAAACGAAUAUUAGACUGCUCUAUUAAUACUUUUCUCUCAUUUUGGGUGUUCUUCCAUUGAAACCCUAAUUGUUUCAAUAUUCGGCCUAAGCUGGUUACAGAACCGUUGAAAUUUAUGUCGUCUUUUAAUUUUCUUUGUAAUUGUUUAAGUGUUGGCAACUCUUUUUCAGUCACGUGAAAGUUGUGCACGCACCUUUUGAUGACACCUUGGUCGAAGCUGUCAAUAUUCGUCACUCUCUUGACUCCCUUCCUUUUUUUGCCAGGAGUACGAAAGACGGCUAGCAUCUCCGACUCAUUUGCUGUUGCAGCUAUUCUUUGUACAGUCCUUAGUGAGACGCCUGUAGCUGCUGCGGCUCGUUUUUGAACGAGCUUCAGAGGAAUUUGGACGCCGUCUUCACUCUCCUUUUUCAUAAAUUGCACGACAUUAUACACCAUUUUUCUGGCUUGCCUGCGUAAAACGUUGUAUCGUCCGCGUGGCAUAUUUAAACAAAAUAAUAAAAGUACUUUCCCACAACCAACAACAGUCUAAAACUUAAUGUGUGUAACACACAGAUGAAAACAAAACAGUCAAUAACAAUAAAAACUUAACGGAACAAAAACAAACAAAAAAACGUAACAAAACAAUUAACAAACAGUAACAAAUUAUGGGCUCAACUGUACGUAAGCAGGAGUGAACGUAACUCAAAUACUAAAAGCAAACGCGUCGCGUGAGUGCGUAUGAGACAGAAUGGGCGCGGCAGCGCGCGCGGGGAUGUGCCCCGCCACCACGUCCCUCUACAUCCCGCUGAUACCCAAAAAUUGUGUUCUGCGCAUCGGAACGUACGAUGUUCCUAGCCGCCAUUAAGUUUGAAUGUAUGUAUACCACAAAUGUUAGCUUGAAUAACCGUUCGCAAUGUUCUCUCUGAUAUCCCCAAAGUAUUUUAAAAAAGUCUUGAAAGUCUUUUUUUCUAUCGCCAUUAACCGUUAGAUGAAAAACUCAGUUUGAUUACUAUUUCUAAUAUUACUCGACGGUAAGCAACUUUUAAAGUAGUUAUGUAGGAGCUUAUAAAAUCGCGCUGUCUCUGUAAUAUUUACAAGCUCCAAUAACAUUCGAAUAUCUGUCGCCUUUGUUCCUCCGUAAUAUUAGUACUAUAUGUAAGCUUACAUUUUUCCGUAUAAAGUGGAUUUAUAGAAUUUUCUGCAAUAGUUUUACCAGUUCUAGAUACCAAUUUUUUCCUGAGUUUUUUAUGCUUUUCUUACGUUAAUCCAUGCAGAUUUAUUUCGAAGCCUCUUUUUUCAUUUCUUGGCCACAGUAAUUUCUGGAGGUGGCGUUACUUGCCUGGUAUUUGGUACAUUGUUAGAAUUAUCAAUAGUUGACGUCGAUGACGAGCUUGAGGAAGAGCUAGAAGACGAUGAACUAGAUGCUGAGCUGGAUGACGUAGAAUUAUUAUAACGACGUUUAACAGUUUUUUUAUGGCUUAUGUUCGUCAGCAAUAUCAUCUGCAGAAAAGUCUUAAAUUCAUUUGGCUAUCACUGUCAUUUUCGUUGUUUAUAUCAAGUAUAGAUGAGGUUUCGGUCUUAUCUAAAGGAGAAGAAACAUUUUUUUCCGAUUUUGUGGUUAAAUGAAAAGAACAAUUUAGGAAUUAUUGGAUGUUACUAAGAUAAUAUAAAUCACCUACAUUACAAAUCUAACAAAGUUUUUGGAAAAUCAAAGUUAAAAUAAAUACGUAGCAAAAUGAAGUAGGUAUAAUUAUGUUAUAUAUUACGCUGAUGACACCAAAAUAUUUAUGAAAAUUAAAAAUGAUAUGGAUUGUACUGGCCUACAAGCUGAUCUUAACAGUCUAGAACAAUAUUAUACUGAUAAUCGAAUUGGAAUAAAUAUAAAUAAAUGUUCUUUUAUUUCCUUUAUUCGCAAGAAACAUCCAAUCAAUUUUGAAUACUAUAUUAGUAAUGUUAAAAUUGCAAAAUCGGCUUAUGUUAGGGAUCUCGGUGUUCACAUUGAUUGCAAGUUGACAUUUUCUGAUCAUACAGAAAUUAUUAAAAACAAAGCGUACAGAAGCCUGGGUUUCGUAUUGCGUGUUAGUCGUCCCUUCUCAGACAUAGGUUGCCUAAAAGUACUAUAUUACGCUUAUGUUAGGAGCAUCCUAGAAUACUGUAGCAUAGUUUGGAACCCUCAGUAUAUCAUUUAUACUCAAGAUUUGGAGAAAAUGCAAGAAAAAAUCAUAAAACACUUAAAUUAUCGGUCCCAUUGCCUCUUUAAAAACUAUGAUGAAUCCUGUCAUUAUCAUAAUCUCACGACUCUCAAAAAUAGGCGUGUACUUGCUGACAUGUCCUUUUUACACGGAAUAUGCAACGGAUAUAUAGAUAGCCCUGAACUAUCAACCAAAAUACUGAGUUUCUGCGCCUCGAAAGUUAGAACGUGACACACAAAAUUAUUUGCUGUAACACAAUCAAAAUACGCACAAAACGCAUUGGUCAGUCGAUUGCAUAGAACUUUUAAUAAGCAAUUUAGGGCUAUUACGCACUGUCGACUAGUCGCCGGCGACUCAGUCCCUCGGCGACCGAAACAUGGGAAACAGGGCCCGGAGACCGAGCCGAGCGACAGUAUUCCAAGUACAUUCGUGCAGAAUGGACGUUGAAGAACUUGCAAUAGUAGCGGCGCUACUAAUUAUAAAAAGAAAGACAAAUAAAAAAAAAUCAAAAGAGUAUUGGGUGCAUCCUUUGUUAGAAGAACGGAGGUCAAAGGGAAUGUUUAAAAUAUUUUAUGAAGACGUUAGAAAAUAUCCUCGUAAAUUUUUUAAUUAUGCAAGAAUGUCUGUGAGUUCGUUUGAUGUCUUAUUGUGUCUUCUAAAACCACAUAUAACUGGCAUAGAUACAAAUAUGCGACCAUGUAUUUCUCCGGAAGAAAAACUUUUUAUAACACUAAGAUAUCUUGGAAGCGGUUGUAAAUUUGUAGAUUUACAUUACUCAUACAUACUUGGGAUUUCAACUAUAGCUGAAAUAAUAAGAGAAGUUUGUCAUUUUAUAUGGGUUGUACUAAAAGACAUGUGUUUACCGCAACCGAGAAAAGAAAAUUGGUUAAAAAUCGCAAAAGAUUUUCAUUUACGGGCCAAUUUUCCAAAUUGCAUAGGUGCCGUAGAUGGUAAGCAUGUAAGAAUUAUAAAACCAUACAACAGUGGAUCAUUGUGUUAUAAUUACAAACACUUCUUUUCUGUAAUUUUGCUUGCCAUUUGUGACUCUGACUAUAAGUUCAUAUACAUAGACGUUGGUUCCUAUGGAAAGGAUUGCGAUUCAACUAUAUUUACAAAUUCAACGUUUUAUCAAAAGCUAAUGAACAAUGAUUUGCAAAUACCCGAACCUAAGCCCAUUUCAUCGACAAACCCUAUACCAGUACCGUUUGUUAUUGUGGGUGACGAAGCAUUUGGACAAACUGACAAAAUUAUGCGACCGUUCGGUGGAUCAAAUUUAACAACAAAGAAAAAAAUAUUUAAUUAUAGGCUUUCUCGUGCACGACGCCAUAUUGAAUGUUCAUUCGGCAUAUUAGCAAACAAGUGGCAGAUUUUUCACAGACCUAUCAACGUGAAUUUAGAUCUAGUAUCAUGCAUCAUCAAAACAUGUUGCGCUCUUCACAACUAUGUCCGAGAAAGAGACGGAUAUAAAUUUGAAGAUACCCUGAGCAUUCCUGGCUUUGAAGAAGUCCCAAACGGUUUCCAAAGAGCUACGCGACGUGGUGCAUCAUACAGAGAUGUAUUUGCUGAUUACUUUACAACUGAGGGUCAAUUAUCUUGGCAGAUGAGCAGUAUUAAUUAAUAAAAAAUAAAUGGCAUUUCUUAC
Molecule: messenger RNA, 4314 nt
Organism: Parnassius mnemosyne (clouded apollo)
Lineage: Eukaryota; Metazoa; Arthropoda; Insecta; Lepidoptera; Papilionidae
Source: the annotation of a GenBank genome assembly